UUGACACAGCGGGUCAUUGUAAGAUGAUCCUUUUCAGUGGGAAAUUUCAUACAACUGGAAUACUUUAUUGCGAGAUCAGAUCUUCUUGGAGAUUAGUAAAUUACUCAACAUGGCGGCCCUGGAUGAUUUUGUGAUGACCAUUGACGAAGACGAUGAUUCCAUUAAAGUGGAAGAAGAGGAAGAAUUAGAAGUUCCCGAAGAGACCAACGAUACCCCUGCAGCCACCGCUGACAAGAAGAAAAAGAAAGACAAAAAGACUGCCAAAAAAUCCAAGAAAGCAGAACAAAAGGCAGCUCAAGAGGCCAAUGAUUUCGAUGCCGAUUUUACAUUUGCUGCCGAUGGUGGUGCAAAAGUUGGAAACGCUCACGCAUGGGAUUUCACCGCUGCUCGUGAAAUGCUGAAAGGAAAACAGGAUGACGCUAUUCCACGCACUUCCAUCGACGAUAUCAUUGCUAAGAAGCGAAAGGAAAACAAGGAAAAGAAGAAGGGAAAAUCAUCCAAAGAAGUUACCAAAGAUGAAGAAGAAGAGGAGAACGAAGAAGAGGCUAAUAAUUUGGUUGCGGACGACGAUGAGGAUCUGAAUGCCGACGGUUUUGGUGCUGGUGCUGACGAAGCUGCAGAAGAAGAGAGCGAAGAUGAAGAGGACGACGACAGCAGCGAUACCGAAGUAGAGGAAGAAGAUGACGCAGAAAGCAAUGAUGAAAACAGUGACGAAGACGAGGAGGAUGCACAAGAGGAUGAAUUCGAGAAACAGCGUAAAAAGGCGUAUUUUGCUCCCGAAGAGGAAUCCGAAACCAAGGAGCACGUCUCAUUUUCCUCCAUGAAUUUGUCACGUCCUAUUCUCAAAGGAUUGGCAUCAUUGGGCUUUGUGAAGCCUACGGAUAUUCAGUCACGCACCAUUCCGAUUGCAUUGCUCGGUAAAGAUAUUUGCGGUGGAGCCGUGACGGGUUCAGGCAAAACCGCGGCUUUCGUUGUUCCCAUCUUGGAGCGUCUUCUUUAUCGUCCCAGACAAGUGGCUUCGACGCGUGUCCUUAUUCUGUGCCCCACCCGUGAAUUGGCAGCUCAAGUCCACAGUGUAGCGGUCAAACUUGGUGGUUACACGGAUAUUACCUUUUGUCUGUGUGUGGGUGGUUUGAGUCUCAAGGCUCAAGAGAAUGAACUCAAGCUGAAGCCGGAUGUGGUGGUGGCCACUCCAGGUCGUUUAAUUGAUCAUGUCCGAAACUCUGCCGGUUUUGGUCUGGAUACUUGCGAAAUUCUUGUGAUGGACGAAGCCGAUCGUAUGUUGGAAGAUGGUUUUGCGGAUGAACUGGGUCAGAUUGUCAAGGAAUGUCCAAAAUCGCGUCAAACCAUGUUAUUUUCGGCUACAAUGACGGAUAACGUGGAUCAACUUAUCCGUAUGUCUUUGCAACACCCUGUUCGUCUUUUCGUCGACGCCAGUAAUCAAGCUGCGACACGUCUUAUUCAAGAGUUCGUUCGUAUUCGUGCGCACCGUGAAUCCGACCGAUCGGCCGUAUUGCUGGCUUUGUGUCGUAAAACAUUUAGAAGCAAUGUCAUUGUCUUUUUCCGAUCCAAAGCCGCUGCGCAUCAAAUGAAGAUUUUGUUUGGUUUAAUGGGAUUGAACGCUGCGGAAUUGCACGGUAACCUGACACAAGAACAACGUCUUGAGGCUUUGGAGAAAUUCCGCGACAAUGAAGUGGAUUACCUUCUGGCAACCGAUUUGGCUGCCAGAGGUUUGGAUAUCAAGGGUAUCAAAACCGUCAUCAAUUACAAUAUGCCCAUGCAAUUUGCACAGUACCUCCAUCGUGUUGGUAGAACUGCCAGAGCAGGACGUAAUGGACGAUCCGUGACACUAGUGGGUGAAGCCGAUCGAAAGAUGCUCAAAAUGGCGAUCAAAUCGGCACCUUCAUCUCAAGUGAAAAAUCGUGUGGUGGCCAACGAAAUUCUUCAGAAAUACAAAGCACGUAUUGAAGGAUUAUCCACACAGAUUGAAGAAAUUUUGCAGGAAGAAAAGGAAGAACGAGCUCUAAGACAAGCGGAAAUGGAAGUACGCAAGAGUGAGAAUCUGCUGAAGCACGGAGAAGAGAUCUAUGCUCGACCUGCGCGAACCUGGUUCCAGACUGAGAAGGAGAAGCAAAAGUCCAAGGAAGUUGGUAAGAAGGAUCACAAGGCCAAGUUUGGUAUCAAGGAAGAACCACCAAAGCCGAAAGAGAAACGGGACAAAUAUGCCGGUAUGAGUCGCCGAAAGAGAAGACGUGUGCAAGCGAUAGAAGAAGAAAAGGCGGAAAGAGAAGCGGAAAUGGCAGAACGGGCCGCCAAGAAAGGGAAAAAAUAGAGAGUAGAACAAGA
Radiomyces spectabilis is the source of this 2346-nucleotide messenger RNA. Its product is annotated as P-loop containing nucleoside triphosphate hydrolase protein. The transcript has 8 exons. Lineage: Eukaryota; Fungi; Mucoromycota; Mucoromycetes; Mucorales; Radiomycetaceae. Gene Ontology annotation, molecular function: ATP binding; RNA helicase activity; nucleic acid binding. The record is from RefSeq and is a predicted model, not a curated record. Bases 110 to 2332 code for a protein of 740 amino acids.